This is a messenger RNA of Cydia fagiglandana, 1655 nucleotides long. RefSeq lists its product as uncharacterized. NCBI's taxonomy places the organism in Eukaryota, Metazoa, Arthropoda, Insecta, Lepidoptera, Tortricidae. The record is from RefSeq and is a predicted model, not a curated record. Gene Ontology annotation, cellular component: nucleus. Bases 499 to 1182 code for a protein of 227 amino acids. The transcript has 4 exons.
GGCCGAUUUUUGAAUUUCGAACGUUCGAAUUUAAAAGCGUGUGGUCGAAAAUAAUCGUACACGAAAAUUUGUCACGAUUUUUUUCGCAUGAUCCUAAUAAAACUUAUUUUUGAAAGUCACCAUUCGACUGUGUAGUGAUUGACUAUCGAUAUUUUGCAUUUCAUUGUACGCAGAAAGUCGAUAAUUACCGGUUAUUUUAAAUUUACUUAAAAACUAAAAUUAAGGGGUAUACCCUUAUUGAAAUUGGUGUUUGGUGUAAUAUUUGUAAUAAAUAAACAUUUUGGGGUAUUUUACGCUUGACAGUACAAAAAAAAACUUAUUUUUAUUUUAUGCUACUAUGGAAUGAAACGUUUAGUUUCCUUCGUUAAUGAGUCUAUGGUUGGUUAUGGUAAAUAUUGUGGCGGCCAGUCGCCCCUCUCGGCAGUAUUUGGAAUUUCAUAUUAGUUUACUUUGUUUGUUUAGAAUUCGUUUGUAUUUGCGCCCGCAAAGUGUUCAGAAAUGUCUGAAAAUAAACAUAACAUGUCGAGUACCCAAAAAAAAGGCCUAGCCGAUAUCAUGGCUUCGAGAACAGAGCUGAGAUCAGGCAAGUUUACCUCCAGCUUCACACACAAAAAAGCACAAAAAGAAUGGGAGGAGAUAACAACUAUAUUAAACGCCAUGCCAGGUGCUACUAAGACCUGGCAGCAAUGGAGGAAGUCAUGGCAAGAUCUGUUGAGCAAAACCAAAUCUAAAAAAGGUGCCAUUAACAAGGACCUACACAGAACGGGAGGAGGCCGGCCUCUGCAAGCUCUAACAGAGGUGGAAACGAACAUUGCUUCCCUUAUCGACCCAAGAACUAUUUCGGGCCACCGAGACUCACAAGAGUCAGAAGUCACCUUCGACUUUGAUGCACAUAUGAUAAGUCAUAUGGAGGCAGAGUCAGAGGAAGAGGUGACUACGGUGGUACAAAUUGUUUCAGAUGAUGAUGCUGAUGCUGCACUGCCCAAACCGAAAGAAAAGGUCAAACAAAAAAAAAUAAACCUAAGAACUUUGAUGCAACAAAAAUUGGAUUUAAAAAAACAGGCAGUUGAAGCUGAGAUUAAUUUUUACAGGGAGUUCCUUGACAAUAUGAGAAACCAAACUGCUGCACUGGAGCAGAUUGCUUUAUCUGUAAGAGGAAGAGAGCGAAGCAAUCUGCUCUAGUGGUUAAUACCCAAGUACCUACCUGCCGUCCUGACCCUGUUUGUUGAAUAAUAUGGAUCAUAGUAUUAUUAAAACAUAAGUAAGGCCAUAUAAGGCUAAGUACUAAGGCUAUCCUAUGACUGAUAAUUUUAAAUGAGUCCAAAGACUUUUUCAGAGAAAGAUUUAUUUUAUUUGUUAAAAGUUAAAUACUUUAGUUGAUUUGUUUGUUAGAAGUGUAAACAAAAAUCGUUUUUAUUUAAGAUAGGAAUUUUCGGUCUACCACUUAUCUCAGGUGGUGGAAGUUGUACAGUAGAGGGUAGCUGAGAAGAUAGUGCUAGAAGAGUUUGUUAAGUAGAAAAUGUAAUACAUAGUAUGACAUACUACAUAGACAUGUAGUGUACAUGUGUAAUACCAUAGAGAAAUAUAAUAAGACAAGAGUGCUCGCUCCAUACAUCAGUUAGACUAUUAAUUUCAGUGUCUACAUCUCGCAUCGA